This is a messenger RNA of Plectropomus leopardus (leopard coralgrouper), 3633 nucleotides long. Lineage: Eukaryota; Metazoa; Chordata; Actinopteri; Perciformes; Serranidae. The record is from RefSeq and is a predicted model, not a curated record.
AAGGCAGCAGUGGCCUGGGAGCCCAGUAAGCCUUUGGUGAUUGAGGAGAUAGAGGUGGCCCCGCCCCAGGCCAACGAGGUCCGCAUCAAGGUAGCCUGCCCUGCACCAUCUGUGGGCCAGUGGCAUCGCUCUCUUGUCUCCUUCCAUCUUUCAGGUAUCAGCACUGGCAAGAGUUGAGUGACUACAGCAGGUCAUCAGAUGGGCACCCUCCCUUUUGAUGUUUCAUCAAAUUAAGCCCAUGACACAUCAGGAGGACUUGACAGCAGAUCCAGCGUCCUGGGUCUACCCCUGCUGACCACCACCCCACUCUAUGCUGUUGGGACUUCGACAGGUUGGCUCUGCCACCUCACCUCCCACUGAAUCCAAAUCCAACGGAACGCUGCCUCCGCCUGCCUGGUGAUGUUGCUUACCAGCCGCUUCCUGGCCACACCUUCGAUUCCCAGCCGUCCAAGUGUUCUCCAGAGUGACUGCCCAGCGAAGCCCCUGCAGCCGACUUCUACUGAUUGUGGCAACUGCGGUAUGCCACACAGACCUGUAUCACCUUUAUGAGAGUAUGCCCAAAGAUGGCUUCCCAGUAGUCCUUGGCCAUGAGGGAGCUGGAAUCGUAGAGAGCGUGGGGCCUGGAGUCACUGAAUAUCAGCCAGGAGACCAUGUUAUCCCUCUGACCAUUGCCCAGUGUAGAAAAUGCCGCUUCUGUAAGAGUCCAAAGACCAACCAGUGUGACAAUGGAUGGCCGGCACCCCCGGACAGGUUUACCUGCAAGGGAAAGAAGGUGUUGCAGUUUGUGGGUACCAGUACCUUCUCUGAGUACACUGUGGUUAACCAGAUGGCUGUGGCUAAGAUCGACCCCGCUGCCCCUCUGGACAAAGUCUGUCUCAUCGGCUGUGGAAUCUGCACAGGAUAUGGAGCAGCAGUUAACAAUGCAAAGGUGGAACCGGGCUCCACAUGUGCUGUGUUUGGCCUGGGAGCUGUGGGUUUGGCUGCAGUCAUGGGCUGCCAGGCUGCAGGAGCCAAGAGAAUUAUUGCUGUUGACAUCAAUCCAGAGAAGUUUGAGAAGGCAAAAGUGUUUGGCGCGACUGACUUCGUGAACCCCAAGGAUCACGGUAAACCCAUCAGUGAAGUGCUGUCUGAGAUGACUGAUGGAGGAGUGGACUACUCCCUGGAAUGUACCGGGAAUGUGGAAGUCAUGCGCAGUGCCUUGGAGUCCUGUGUGAAAGGUUGGGGUGUCAGCGUGAUUGUUGGCUGGACAGAAUUAGAAGACUUUUCAGCCCGACCCCUUCAGCUAAUUGCUGGACGCACAUGGAAGGGCUCUGUGUUUGGAGGCUUUAAGGGCCGGGAUGACGUGCCUCAGAUGGUUAAAGCCUACCUGGACAAGAAGAUAAAACUGGAUGAAUUCAUCACUCACAACAUGACUUUGGACCAGAUCAAUAAUGCCAUUGAACUGAUGAAGCACGGCAAAUGCAUCCGGGCAGUCCUGAGUGUUUCUUCUCAAUAAGACCACUAUCUUGCCUUCAUUGAUCCUAAAGUUAAUAAAUAAGUCAUCACUCCGUCCACUGGCCCAGAACAGAAUUUUCACUGAGUGGUGCCAACCAAAGGUGGCGAAUUCUAGUUUGGGUUUUUGCAGAAGGCUGUAUCUCGGGCUGUCAUUUCAACAUGAUAAUGCCUCCCAUGUGGUUGCUUUGUCACAAACUUGGCCUUUGACCCCAAGACUGAAGAACACUAUUUUAACAGACUAUGUCUUACAUGAAAUAAAAUUGGAGUAUUUCACAUCUUUCAUCAACUCAUUAACCAAUGAUUGUUGUUAUUAUCAUCACAAAAUAUUAUACCAGCAUACUGAUAUUCAUUCUUGAGUAUUCAUAUUCAGUAUUUACGGUAUCAUUGUCAUUAUUGUCAUCACAGACAGCCAUUUUAACAACUUCUAUCUCUGCUUUGACUACUAUAGGUUUGUAGCUUGCACUUUUUGUGGUGGUUAUCAGUUUGGAGCUUGUAAAUCCAUACAUACUUGCAGACCUUGUGCCAGGAUGACCAUUGGUGCCAGGGUUCCUUGCAUUCAGUCUUAAAGCAUACCAGUAGAGAUAAGUAAAAAGAUAUUUCUCAUCCAUUUCAGAGAAGAGCCCAAAUGUCUGGGAUUUCCUUUGGGUAUUUAUACAUCUUUGUUAUUCAAUGAUAAAAUUUAUUUGUUAUAUUUAUUAUAAACAUACAUUUGCCAUCAGUUGUCUAUCCAUGCAGAAUGGAUGCACAACUGCAUCUCUUUCUCAGCUGAUGUUUUCCAGUACACAUCAAACACCACUGCGAUUGCUGGUUCAUCCUUUAUUCAGCGCCAGGUUCAGCACAGAACCUGCAAUAUCUUGCCAUAUGUCUUGCCAUCACCUUUCAGUUUUGAAAUAGGAUCAUUUAUCAAUGAUGCGUGCAAAGUGUUCUCCAGUGUCUUCAACCACUGGUGCUGAUUUCUUUCCUCUUGCAUGAGUGGCUUUGUUAGUUUUCAACAAUGAGCCAUCUCAAUUUGAGAAUGCCUAAGGUAAUGGAUCAAGUAGAUGUUAUAGGACAUCUUUAGUGUGAAGAACUCUGUUUUUCAAAGCAAUGCUCACAUGUCCGAAGAGAUCUCAAGACCAAUGCCUUGUUUAAUGCUUGUUUUAUGCAAUCAUUUGUCAUGAUACUUGUGAGUGCCUUCAGAUUGAAUUUUGUCAUUUUGUAAUUGAGCUUGCCUGUUGGUGACUCUUUCUCACAACGUUCACUUCUGAACUUCUGAGAUGCUUACCCUUUAGUCUGUUGAGCUUGCAGCAGGUCAUUAGCUAUGUCUGGUGACACAGCAAUUCCAGUGAAACGACUGAUGAUAUCAAACUGAUCUGGACCUUGAUGGUUUACCCAGUUUUUUCUCCAUAAGCGCUACAAAGGCAUUUACAUCUGCCCGUUCCUUUUAUAUCCUGGGCCUCUGUAGAUCUUGAUGACUGAAACAGUCUGAAGAGUCGUUGCCUGUCGUGUCCCUGAGUUGCCUCAGAAACUCAUUUCUGUUUACUUAAGUGAGAUAGUAACAGGUUAAAGCUCCAGUUUUUAGGCAGGAAGCCUUGAUUCAUCUGGCAUUCUGGAUGUCCUUGUUUACAGUCUCCUAAAUUAUCUGGUCUACUGGAAUUUUAAGAGGGGGAUUGUUGCUGCUCAGUUGGACAGAAAGACCACUACAGGUUUGCCUGGACACCAAAAUGAUAAAUGUCCAGGCAAGACAUUCAAGUUUAGUAAUAUAUCAGAUAUCUGGUACAGUUCAUCUUUCAUCAUGCAAAAAUUCAUGGAACGGUGGCUCUAAUUCCUGCAAGAUGCAUGAAUAAUGAAAAGAAGAAUUGAUGAGUUCUGGAAAUGAGGCCUCUAAGGGGAGCAGGUCCUCCUCCAUGGAGCAACACCAGUGGCUCAGAACAGACAAACUCAGAGCCUGUUUAUAUUCUUGUACAUAUUUUAUAGUCCGAAAGGGAAAUUUGUGCAUUAUAAGCUUAAUUAUUGCAUAUAUUGCUACAUAGGAACUUACAAGUUCUUAUAUGGAACCUACAAACAAAGUGGUACUAAAGAAAUUCUCUCAUCAUAGGCACCAAAUUAUGGCCUUGCCCAUGAACUGUCUUUAGUAUACAAAUACUUGAAUUAUGCACA